Molecule: messenger RNA, 1407 nt
Organism: Entamoeba dispar SAW760
Lineage: Eukaryota; Evosea; Mastigamoebida; Endamoebidae
Exons: 1
Coding region: 1-1407 (468 amino acids)
Molecular function (GO): carbohydrate binding
Source: RefSeq, a predicted model, not a curated record
AUGAGUAUUUCAUUUAAGAUUCAUUAUGUCACUGUUCCUGAUCAAGUGUUAUUCGUUGUAUUUGAUGAUGGAAAAGAAGUUCCAUUAACAUGGACCGAAGGUCAUUAUUGGGUUGGAAAUUAUAAUUACGAAGCUCCAAAACAUUACACAUGGCAUUACGUUGUGAGAAGUUAUGAUUCUGGAAAGAAUCUCAGAGAAGAAGAAAUCAUUGGAACUCGUGAACAUGACUUUGUUAGUAAAGCACAAGUUCAUGAUUGGUGGUUUUACCCAUGGUUAACUGAAAUUGUUGAAGACCCAUCUGAAAAAGAACUUAAAGAGACUGAAGAAAGAUUAAAGAGAGAAGCUGAGGAAGCUGAAAGAAAAAGAAAAGAAGAAGAAGAAGAAAGAUUAAGAAAGGAAGAAGAGGAGAGAUUAAGAAAGGAGGAAGAAGAGGAGAGAUUAAGAAAGGAGGAAGAAGAGGAGAGAUUAAGAAAGGAGGAAGAAGAAAGACAGAAAAAAGAAGAGGAAGAGAGACUAAGAAAGGAGGAAGAAGAAAGGUUAAGAAAGGAGGAAGAAGAAAGGUUAAGAAAGGAGGAAGAAGAAAGAUUAAAGAGAGAAGCUGAAGAGGCUGAAAGAAAACGAAAAGAAGAAGAAGAAAGAUUAAGAAAAGAAGAAGAAGAAAGAUUAAGAAAAGAAGAAGAAGAAAGAUUAAGAAAAGAAGAAGAAGAAAGAUUAAGAAAAGAAGAAGAGGAAAGAAAGAAAAAAGAAGAAGAAGAAAGACUUGCUGCUGAAGAGGCUGAAAGAAAGAGAAAAGAACUUGAGGCUGCUAAAACUCCAUCACCAACCCCAGAAGAAGAAAAAAAGAAAGAAAAAGAGUUAAAGAUUAGGUUGUGUGGUUCAGAAACCAAUUGGGAUCUUUUCAAAAUGUGGACUGGUAAAGCAUGUUGCCAUGUAUUAUAUGAUUCUACUGUUGAUGAAUUUACUGCAGAGGCAUUCAAUGAAUGUGUUGGAGGAAAUAAUAGUGUUAUUGUGUUUAUUCAUUCACAAGGAUAUAUUUUUGGCUCUUAUACUUCAGUAAAAAUUCCAGAAGCUGGAGAAAAUGGAGCUGAAGUUAAAAAUGAUUCAAAGAGCUUUGCUUUUUCUUUCUCAAAUCCAUACGGUCAUGGAGCAAUUAGAUAUAUUUGUGAUGAACCAGAGACUACACUCAAAUUAUUCCCAAAUAAUGAUUCAGAAAAUGUUGUUGAAGUACACAACUUCUUCACUGUUAAACAAGAGAAAGAUAAAUGUUAUAUUAGUAAGAAUUUUGAAAAGUCUUAUAAUGAAACUUCUGGAAGAGGUGCUUUAAUGUUUGUUAGAGCUGUUGAACCAGAUACUUUCCCAAUUGAUGAACUUAUUGCUGUUAAAUUGACUUUCAACAAGAACAGAUAA